Messenger RNA from Amoebophrya sp. A25, 203 nucleotides. The record is from the annotation of a GenBank genome assembly. NCBI's taxonomy places the organism in Eukaryota, Dinophyceae, Syndiniales, Amoebophryaceae.
AACGUCAAUAAAACAGGAGACAGCGCAUCGGCUCUAGGCUUAAGUGGACCUGGAGUAUUGAAAACUCCAGAACUGAACAAAGGAGGACAAGAUCAAGAGAGUGGAUUUUUGUUCGAAGCUGCAUCUUCGAAGAAUACUGACAAUAAAGAGACGAUCAAUAUAAUUGGUGCUCGAGGAGGUGGAGGAGGGGCGAAGAUGAGUAG